Penicillium subrubescens is the source of this 3072-nucleotide messenger RNA. RefSeq names its product transcription elongation factor spt5 (gene spt5). Gene Ontology annotation, biological process: transcription elongation by RNA polymerase II; regulation of DNA-templated transcription elongation; regulation of transcription by RNA polymerase II. Gene Ontology annotation, cellular component: DSIF complex. Bases 1 to 3072 code for a protein of 1023 amino acids. The record is from RefSeq and is a predicted model, not a curated record. Gene Ontology annotation, molecular function: mRNA binding; protein binding. The transcript has 6 exons. Lineage: Eukaryota; Fungi; Ascomycota; Eurotiomycetes; Eurotiales; Aspergillaceae.
AUGUCAAACUUCCUCAAUCAGGACUUCGGAUCGGACGAGGAGGACGAUGACUUCAACCCCCCUGCGGAAGAGUCUGACGUCGAGGAUGCCAAGCCCGCGAAAAGACGCGCGAGCUCCGAAGAUGCCGCCGAUGACGUGAAAUACGACGGCGGCGCUGCUGAAGACUACGACGCCAAGGAGGCCGUAGACGAUGAUGAAGGCGCCGAGGAUGGCGAGGAGAACGGUGAUGAGGACGAUGACGAGGAGGAUGAGGACGAUGAGCAGGCUGUGGAACAUCCUCGCAAGCGCAGGAGAGGCGGUGUUCACUCCUUCUUCGAAGAAGAGGCUGGUGUCGAUGAAGAAGAAGACGAAGCCGAAGAUGAGGAGGAUGAGCUCGCCGAGUUUGGUACCGAAAUGCAUCCCGAUGAUCUCGAUGCUCUGCCUGCCGGCGCAGAGACCGAUGAUCGCCGUCACCGACAGCUCGAUCGCCAGCGUGAGCUGGACGCUACAAUGGACGCCGAGAAGCAGGCACAGAUGCUCAAGGAGCGCUACGGACGAAACCGCGCCGCUGCAACGGAUGCCCUCGUGGUUCCCAAACGACUACUCCUCCCUAGUGUGGAGGACCCCAGCAUUUGGGGCUGCCGCUGCAAGCCCGGCAAGGAGAAGGAGGUCAUCUACUCUAUCCAGAAGCGCAUGGAAGAACGACCCGCCAAUUCGCGUAACCCAAUCCGACUCAUUUCCGCAUUCGAGCGUGGAAACAUCAUGCAGGGUUGGUUCUACUGUGAGGCGCGCCGCCAAGCCGAUGUCACCGACGCCCUGGAAGGUAUUGCGUUUUACUAUCCUUCUCAGAAGAUGACCUUGGUUCCGGUCAAGGAGAUGCCCGAUCUGUUGCGCGUCCAGAAAUCUGAGGAGCUUAUGCCUGGUGGUUGGGUCCGCAUCAAGAGAGGCACAUACCAGUUUGAUCUUGCCCAGAUUGAGGAAGUCGAGACUAACGGAUUGAACGUCACCGUACGACUGGUCCCCCGCCUGGACUACGGUAUGAAUGACGACAAUGCCCCUAUGCUCGGCCCUGAUGGCAAGCGAAAGCGUGCUGCCGUCAACAAAGUCAGACCUCCGCAACGCCCAUUCAGCGAGGCAGAGGCCAAGAAGAAGCAUGCCAAGCACCUUUCCGCUACAUCUGGAUUGGGUGGCAAGUCAUGGAGCUACCUCAACGAUACCUACAUUGAUGGCUUCCUCAUCAAGGACAUGCGUGUCCAGCACUUGAUCACGAAGAACGUCAACCCCCGGCUGGAGGAAGUGACCAUGUUUGCUCGGGGAGGAGAAGAUGGAACCGCCAACCUGGACUUGGCAUCUCUCGCGGAGACAUUGAAGAACUCCACCGCUGAGGAUUCCUAUCAGCCUGGUGAUCCUGUCGAGGUGUACCGUGGAGAACAGCAGGGCUUGAUUGGCCGAACUGUCUCGACCCGGGGUGAUAUUGUCUCACUUCAAGUCACCGAGGGCGACCUGGCUGGCCAGACCAUUGACGCUCCGAUUCGCACCCUUCGCAAGCGCUUCCGCGAGGGUGACCAUGUCAAGGUCAUCGGGGGCAGUCGCUAUCAGAAUGAACUUGGUAUGGUUGUUCAAGUCAAGGACGACACUGUUACCCUGCUCAGCGACAUGAGUAUGCAGGAGAUCACAGUUUUCAGCAAAGAUCUCCGCCUUUCUGCUGAGAUGGCCGCUGAUGGCCAACUCGGCAUUUACGAUGUCCACGAUCUUGUUCAGCUUGAUGCUGCGACCGUUGCGUGUGUGAUCAAGGUCGAUCGUGAAUCUCUUCGUGUUGUGGACCAGAACGGUUCUCUUCGAAAUGUCCUGCCCACUCAGAUUGCUAAUAAGCUUGCUCCUCGACGAGAUGCUGUUGCAACUGAUCGCAAUGGAGCAGAGAUCCGGAAUGGUGAUACUGUCCGUGAGGUCUAUGGAGAGCAGCGAAGUGGAGUUAUUACUCACAUCUACCGCUCCUUCCUCUUCUUGCAUAACAAAGCCCAGACCGAGAACGCCGGUAUCUCAGUCGUGCGAACCACUAAUGUUGUUACCGUGUCUGCCAGAGGUGGCCGCCCUACUGGCCCUGAUUUGACCAAGAUGAACCCUGCUCUGGCUAUGCAGACUCCGGGUGGUGGUAAUCCAAACAUGCCACCUCCUCGUCAGGGUGGUCGGGAUCGACUGAUCGGAAAGACUGUUGCUGUCCGCAAGGGCCGUUACAAGGGGCUUGUUGGUAUUGUUCGCGACUCUGACGAUAAGACCGCCACAGUCGAACUGUACACAGCCAACAAGCCAGUUCUAUUACCACGGGAAAUUCUCGUUCCCAAAGAUCCGGUCUCUAAGCAGACAUUGGAAAUUGGUGGAAGACCAAGCUCACGUACCCCGUCCUAUUCGGGCUCUGGCGCCCAAGGUGGUGGUUGGCAGGGUGGCCGUACUCCUAUGGCUGGGGCCGAUUCUUCAAGAACCCCGGCCUGGGGUGGCUCUUCAUCCCGAACUCCUGCCUGGGGAGGUUUGAGCGGCUCCCGUACUCCUGCUUGGAAGAACGAUGGAUCACGUACCUCCAAUCCUUAUGCGGAAGGAAAUCGUACCGCCUAUGGUGGCUUGGGCAACCGCACGCCAGCCUGGAACUCUGGAUCUCGCACGCCACAUGAUUCUGGCUCUGGUUACGAUGCCUUUGCUUCUGGAUCGCGCACUCCAGCUUGGGGUGCCGGAGGUGCUGGUAACCGUACCCCUGCGUGGGGUGGCUUGCCCAAUAGCCGUGAUCAGCGUGAUUUCGACGAUGCCCCAACACCAGGUGGAGGCUACUCUGCUCCCACCCCGGGUGCCUACGGCGCUCCUACUCCUGGUGCUUCUGCGCCGACCCCUGGCGCAUGGGCUGACAAUGCUCCAACGCCCGGCGGAGCUUUCAGUGCUCCAACCCCUGGUGGACUGCCCAAGCGCGGAGGCUACGAUGCUCCUACCCCUGCAGCCUUUGACGCACCCACACCAGCGAUGGGCGGCAUUGCUGCUACCCCUGGCGCCGGCUAUGCCGAUGAUGAUGGUGGUCCUCGUUACGACGAGGGCACGUCGAGCCCGUAA